AUGACUAUUCUCUCUGCACGUCUUUCUUCCUCCAGUCUCGACUACUUUCCGGCGCGGCUGAACACUUCACUGAAUGCUGGGCGGUAUACCAUUCUGCGCAAGCUUGGCGAAGGCGUGUCAUCUUCCUGCUGGCUUGUCGAAGAUGGGGAGGGCGAAGAAGGAUACAAGUACUUAGCUACGAAAAUCUUGACGAUCGACGCUACGAAGCGACAUGAAGCUAGUGUUUCACACGAACUCGAGUUCCUGAAGGAGAUCGAGGCGCGUAACGACACUGAUUUUCUUCCCUUGCUUCGAGAUCACUUUAUCGAACAAGGACCCCGAGGCAAGCAUUUAUGUCUCGUUCAGGACCCGUACAGUACAUCUGUAUCAUCUCUACGACAAUCCGCGCCCCACCAGGCUCUUCCUAUAUACAUGGUGAGGAAUGUCGUCGCAAUGGUUCUCGAUGCUCUCGCACAGCUGCACGCUAUGCGCAUCGUCCAUACAGGUGUCAAGCUUGAUAAUCUCCUCGUUGGCAACUCGCUUUACUCCUUGGAUGACGAUCUACAAAAAUACCUUGAAGCGAAUCCCGGACAGGUUGAAGUACAAGUACGACUUGGGAGAGCGAGAUACCCAGCUGUCACACCUCAGCCAAUCCCGAACCAUUACGUGUGGGACACAAACGCGUUUGAAGCAGAAACGAUGAUUAUCUAUCUGACGGGCUUCAGUCAUGCUCAGCGAGCCGGUGAACAGCCAACUGCCGACUGCUUUGGUGUACUUGAGCUCCGUGCACCAGAGACGAUUCUUCAAUCGGACUUCGGGCCAGGGGUGGAUAUCUGGGCCGUCGGGUGUAUCACGUUUGAACUCCUAGUAGGCCGGGGGCUUUUCAACCCAGAGAAAGGAGAGGGUUGGACGCUUGAGGACAAUCAUUUAGCGAAGAUGAUCGAGCUCACAGGCCAGACUUUUCCAGAUAAGAUGCUUGGGCGUGCCAAGCUCCGCGAGGACUACUUUGAUAAUGCCGGUAACCUUUUACGAGCACCCGAGCUGACACCAGUCAGUUUGGAGGCGGCCAUGGCGAGCUACAAGAUUCCCAACCUUUCGGAGGACGAGAUUCAUUUGGCAGCGGAUUUUAUUAGGGCUUGUCUGAAGUUUGAUCCUGAGGAGCGAGCGACAGCGGAGGACUUGCGAAUGCACAAGUUUCUAGCGAACGCGUUUAGGUGCUAG
This is a messenger RNA of Laccaria bicolor S238N-H82, 1200 nucleotides long. RefSeq lists its product as uncharacterized. Gene Ontology annotation, biological process: protein phosphorylation; spliceosomal complex assembly; regulation of mRNA processing. Lineage: Eukaryota; Fungi; Basidiomycota; Agaricomycetes; Agaricales; Hydnangiaceae. The record is from RefSeq and is a predicted model, not a curated record. Gene Ontology annotation, molecular function: protein kinase activity; ATP binding. The transcript has 6 exons. Bases 1 to 1200 code for a protein of 399 amino acids.